GCUGCAGCGCUCAGAGAGACAGAGCUGACAGAGAGCAGCAGCACGCACACAAAGUGUUGGAAACGAUCAGGAACAACACGUCAGAUCCAGAUGAAGUGUUAAACGAGGCUGCAGGCUCUCUGAAGGCCUCAGACGUUUCAGUGAGAGAUGUGGCAGCGCCGCUGUCAGCAGCAGAGGACAGAGUCGACCGGACACGGAGCCUCAACCUGCAGAGUCACACCACCCUACAACAUCUGGAGCGUCUUCACACUCAGCUGAAGAAAGAACAAAGUACGAUUCUUCCUGUCACUGAAACGACUAAAGAGCUGCUAAAAAACAUAACUACCUUGUUUUUGAUGCUUGAGGAAAUUAAAACAGACUUUGAGCGUCAGGCUGCUCAGCUAGAUGGCGCCAAUCUGCAACUGUUAGAGAAGUUAAAUAACAUUUUCAGGACAAAAGUAGAUGCUGUAACCAGAGCAGAGCAGCGUGCAGAGGAGCUGAGCAGACAGGCAGCAGAACUGCAACAAUUUCAUCAUAAUGCGACCGGCAGCACUGACCUGCUUAAUGUGCCGAGUAAAGGAGUUUUUUACAGCAUCAGAAAUGCUGUAGGAAAGGCAGAGAGGGCAGCGAAUCAGUCCAGAAAGGCUACAGACCACGCCUUACAGGGUGUAAAGGAGAGAGGCCUGGUCAACAGAGCAGAAGGACUCAAAGAUAAUUCAACUAGUUUACAGACUGAUGCCAAUGUCUAUCUGAGGGAACUUAAAGUGCUUUCACAGGCAGUGAACACUCUCAAAUAUCGUGUGAACAAACAAAAGGAGAAAGCAGAAUCAGUGAGAACGAGUCUCUCAGCCGUCAGUGACGACCUCAGAGACAUCAAGAGAGAUGACACAGAUAUCCUGAUAAAGUCUGCAAAAACAGCUGCAUCUGGCUCAAACUCUAUGGCCCAAAAUAUAACUGAGAGACUGAGGAAUAUCAGCCACGAUGUGCAGAGAAUAACAGUGAACACAGUCAGUGAGAAUACAGACGAUGUGUUGACUGGAGCAGAGCGUGCACUGAAGAACCUGAAGGCAGCGCUGCCUGUGCUGAAGGACAGAAUCACACAUGUGGAGGCUCUCAGUGUGAGAGCGCCCCCUAGUGCCAACAUGACAGAAAGCAUCCGGAGAAUCAAAGACGUGAUCGAAGAGAUGAGAAACUUUGUUAGAGCUCCAGCAGGAAGUCAAUGUGAGCAACGAGAGCGGCGAGGUGAACUCCAGCUGUCUGAGGAGAACAGCUGGCUGAGCUACAACCUGCCAACACACGACCUCAACCACAGGCCUCACUUCUCCCUUGAUAUAAAGACUGAGACGUCUAAAGGUCUGAUCCUCCACGUGGCAGGGAGAGGACUCGUCCCCCUGCUGGCUCUGUACAUCGCCAACGGCAAGAUCAAGAUGUCGCUCGGGCAAAACAGAAUCAUCCAACACAAGCAGAGGAGCAACGAUGGGAACUGGCACAGAGUGGAGUUCAGCGUGGAGAAGAGCACGUUUCAUCUGCUGGUUGAUGGUUUCCGUGUGACUGAUGGACUUCUACCGAACGAUGAGGGAUCAUCUUUAGACCUGCAGAACCCCGUCUACCUGGGAGCUGAUCCUGCAAGCACAACCACAAAAGCACACAAUAUUCCCACGAACAGCAUUAUUGGUUGUUUCCGGGAUUUUAAAAUGAACGAUGUUGCGGUUGGUGAACCGGAGGAAACACACAGAACGUCAGCGUGCCUCGACUGGCUCAGAGAAACAGGGGCGUUCUUUGGGGGCGGUCACGUUGUCUUAGAGAAAUACUUCGGCCCUGGCUCCCAGUUUGUGUUGGCGUUCGAGCUGCGACCUCGGUACCUUACAGGUCUUCUCUUCCACGUUCAGAGUCACACAGCAAGCCUCAGUGUGUUCUUAGUGGAGAACAAGGUGGGCGUUACAGUGAACGAUGGUCACGGUGUCGUCAGCGUCUCAGUGUCUCCUCCUGAGAGUCUCUGUGAUGGAAAGUUUCACAAGGUCACAGUGUCCAAACAACGAGACGUCAUCAAACUAGUGUUGGACUCCACGUCUGAGCAGAGAGCCACUGCCUUCUCGUCCACCUCAACAUCACCGGAGACACUUUAUAUCGGAGGGGCAGCGGAGCAGAGCAGAGCACCUGUACUCUCCCCGUUUGUCGGCUGCUUACGAAAUGUGAAGCUGAAUGGAAGAGUUGUUGAGUUUGAGGCGGGUUCCAGGCUGGUCGGCCCGGUCAUCGUCAACAGAUGCCCUGACUGACACAUUAACAGCUUCACUUCACCAUUUCUCUGACGCUGUAGCCACGUUCUUUUAGUUCUAUUUCUUACGCUUGUACUUUAAAAUACAGAUCGAUUAUGAAACUAAGUGUCAAGUUUUGAUUUUACAAAAUGUCAGCUGGGUUUGGCUCCAGCCCGCUGUGACCCGAGACUUAGACCUCGACAGACUUUAUUGUCAUUCAGUUAUAAAUAGACACAUGCACAUCAAACGAAAUUCUGAUCCAUUGGAUCACAGUGAUUGUAUUCUGGAAUGAUCAGAUGAGCGAGUUCAGAUAAGCGGUUAAGGACAAUGAAUAAAUAAAUUAUCUGAGUAACCUUUUCCAUACUGUGUUUCUGCAAAAGUGCCGUCACUUCACCUUCGGACAUUCAUCCUGAUUCUGCAACAGCAUAAUUCACACUUCAGUCUAGCAACGCUGCACGAAGUGUGAGGAGAUGGUGGUCUCUGGGCAGUCCGUGGACUAGA
This is a messenger RNA of Centropristis striata (black sea bass), 2735 nucleotides long. Its product is annotated as laminin subunit alpha-3-like. The record is from RefSeq and is a predicted model, not a curated record. The transcript is spliced from 16 exons. The coding region runs from base 336 to 2255 and encodes 639 amino acids. Lineage: Eukaryota; Metazoa; Chordata; Actinopteri; Perciformes; Serranidae.